Messenger RNA from Morchella importuna, 696 nucleotides. RefSeq lists its product as uncharacterized. The transcript has a single exon. The coding region runs from base 1 to 696 and encodes 231 amino acids. The record is from RefSeq and is a predicted model, not a curated record. Lineage: Eukaryota; Fungi; Ascomycota; Pezizomycetes; Pezizales; Morchellaceae.
AUGUCUGCCGCAGUGUCAAUCGACCAACUCCCCGUCGACAUUCUCGUUUCCAUCCUAAAAUCUCUCGACUCUUUCUCUACCCUCCACUCCGCCCUCCUGUCUUCCAGAGCAUUCAACAACACAUGGAAGCACAACGAAUACGGCAUCUGCCAGUCCAUCACACGAAGGCUGAUCCGACCAGAGGCCUGGAAUGAUGCUCUACGGCUGAUGCGAUACCACCUAGCAUCCCCAGGGAACAGCUUAAUAGGCAGAACCCAAGCUGCACAGCUGGUCCUCAAUAAACGAAAGAUCGAUGUCUGCCGUGACGCUGUCAUCUCUAAUGCCUUCAGCAAUGUCCCCAACUCGCUCAUGUUCGGCGCCCCUCUUCUCGUGGAUAUGGUACCCGGAGGAAGCCGGUUCGAGGUGGCAUUCUAUCGGUGCUGGUGGUAUAGCGUCAAGUUUUUUGACAGGGAGAACGGGGACGAGGCCUUCAACCCCGGCGAUUCGUUUGAGAAAAAGACGGCAUGUCUAAGAGAUUUGGAGAACGAGAGUGUGUUGGACAUGGAGCAGUUGUUUCAUAUAUUCACGGACCCGACAUUGGAGAUGCCGAUUCCGUGGGUGGUAAAGGGCUCCGUGAGUCAGUCGAGGUUUUCGGACGUGCUUUGGCAGUUGAGGGUGAAGGUGGAAGGGUAUUGGAGGAAGAAGUGUGGAAUUUAA